Molecule: messenger RNA, 3534 nt
Organism: Pipistrellus nathusii (Nathusius's pipistrelle)
Lineage: Eukaryota; Metazoa; Chordata; Mammalia; Chiroptera; Vespertilionidae
Source: the annotation of a GenBank genome assembly
AUGGACGUGUACCCCCCGCACCGGCUGGGGUCGCCCCGCGCGUGGUCUCCCGGGGGCUUCGGCCGCGGGUCGCCCUCCGUCAGCUGCAGCCGACUCCGCCAGGUUCAGAGCAUCCUGACCCAGAGCAGCAAGUCUCAACCCGAUGGGAUCCUCUGCAUUCUAGGAAUCGAUAGCAGAUACAAUGAAGGCUGCAGAGAGCUGGCAAAUUAUCUUCUGUUUGGUUUGUACAAUCAGAAUGCCAGUGAUUUUGAGAAAACAGGGUUUUCUGAAGAAGUUCUAGAUGAUGUAAUUAUAUUAAUUAAAUCAGACAGUGUCCAUCUGUACUGUAAUCCUGUAAACUAUCGCUAUCUCUUACCCUGUGUGGCACAUUGGAGAAAUCUGCAUUUGCACUGCAUGACUGAAAAUGAGUAUGAAGAUGAGGAAGCUGCAGAAGAAUUUAAAAUUGCCAGCUUUGUGGACAUGGUUCGAGACUGUAGUAGAAUUGGCAUUCCUUAUAGCUCCCAAGGUCACUUGCAGAUAUUUGAUAUGUUUGUAGUGGAGAAAUGGCCAAUUGUGCAGGCCUUUGCACUUGAGGGCAUUGGAGGGGAUGGAUUUUUUACCAUGAAAUAUGAGUUGCAGGAUGUGAGUUUGAAUCUAUGGAAUGUCUACAGCAAAAUGGAUCCUAUGUCUCUGGAGAGUUUGCUUUCAGAAGAUUUGAUGUCUUUUGAACAUCAGUGGACUAACUUCUUCGCUAAUUUUGACACGGAAGUUCCUUUCCUGCUGGAACUUUCUGAAUCUCAGGCGGGUGAGCCAUUCAGAAGUUAUUUCAGCCAUGGAAUGAUCUCUAGCCAUAUAACUGAAAACAGCCCUAAUAGACAACCAUUUGUUCUCUUUGGUAAUCACUCCACACGAGAAAACCUGAACGCUGGCAGCUUUAACUUCCCCUCUGAAGGGCACCUGGUACGCAACACUGGUCCCAGUGGGAGCUUUGCCAAACACAUGGUGGUACAGUGCGUCUCACCAAAGGGACCCCUUGCUUGUUCAAGAACAUACUUUUUUGGAGCUACUCAUGUUCCUUACUUGGGUGAUGACAACAAGCUGCCCAAGAAAACGGAACAAAUUAGGCUCUUGUCACAGGUAUAUGCUGCUGUUAUUGAGGCUGUUUUGGCUGGCAUUGCAUGUUAUGCUAAAACUUCCAGUCUAACAAAGGCCAAGGAAGUAGCUGAGCAGACCCUGGGAUCUGAGUUAGAUUUCUUUGAGUUGAUGCAGUUUAAGGCAGCCCUACGCUCCAAGAUGGCUUUUCAUAUACAUGCUGUGAAUAAUCAGGGAAGAAUUGUGCCUCUGGACAGUGAAGAUAGCUUAUACUUUGUGAAGACGGCUUGUAUGACUGUCUAUGACAUUCCUGACUUGCUGGGAGGAAGGGGGAGCUUAGGAUCUGUGGUCUUCUCAGAAUCAUUUUUGACAUCUCAGAUAUUGGUUAAAGAAAAGGAUGGCACUGUUAACACAGAAACCAGCUCCAUAGUCCUGACAGCUGCCAUACCCAGAUUCUGUUCCUGGCUGGUAGAAGAUAAUGAAGUAAAAUUGUCUGAGAAAACCCAGCAAGCAGUGAAGGGAGAUGAAUGUUUUCUGGGAACUUUUCUAACAGGAGGAGAAGGAGCAUAUCUUUAUUCCAGCAAUGCACAGUCUUGGCCUGAGGAAGGGAAAUUGUACUUCUUCUCUAGUGGCCUUCUGUUUUCUCACCGUCAUCAUGGAAGCAUCAUCAUUUCCAAGGAUCACAUGAAUUCCAUUUCAUUCUAUGAUGGGGAUUCUACCAGUGUUGUUGCUGUCCUUCUGAUAUACUUCAGAAGCUCAUUACUUCCUCAUCUCCCAGUUCAUUUCCAUGGUUCAAGCAAUUUUAUGAUGAUUGCCCUUUUCCCCAAAUCAAAGAUCUACCAAGCAUUUUACCCAGAGGUCUUCUCCCUCUGGCAACAGCAGGCUAACUCAGGGCUGUCUUUAAAAGUGAUCCAGGAAGAUGGAUUAUCUGUGGAACAAAAGAGAUUACAUUCCAGUGCACAGAAGCUCUUCAGUGUCCUGAGCCAUGCUGCCAGAGAGAAACGAAGUCCUCUAACGCUGCUCUCCGCCAAACUCCCAGAGCUGGACUGGUUUCUCCAGCAUUUCGCCAUCAGCAGCGUUAGUCAGGAGCCUGUGAUGAGGGCCCAUCUCCCUGUCCUACUGCAGCAAACUGAAAUCAACCCUACUCACCGAGUAGAAAAUGACAAGGUCAUUAUCAGCAUUGUAACUGGCCUCCCGGGAUGUCAUGCUAGCGAGCUCUGUGCUUUUCUGGUCGCUCUGCAUAAGGAAUAUGGCAGGUGGAUGGUGUACCGCCAAGUCAUGGACAGCUCUGAGUGUUUUCAUGCUGCCCAUUUCCAGAAGUACCUUUCCAGUGCCCUGGAGGCCCAGCGGAACCGCUCUGCCCGCCAGUCAGCCUACAUCCGCAAGAAGACCAGAUUGUUGGUGGUGUUACAAGGCUACACAGAUGUUAUUGAUGUUGUCCAGGCCCUGCAGACUCAUCCAGACUCAAAUGUCAAGUCUUCCUUCACCAUUGGUGCCAUCACAGUGUGUGUGGAGCCCCUGAGCUGCUACAUGGAGCACAGAUUUCUCUUUCCGAAAUGUCUUGACCAGUGUUCACAAGGCCUGGUGAAUAAUGUGGUGUUCACCAGUCACACCAUGGAGCAGAGGCACCCUCUCCUCGUUCAGCUGCAGAGCCUCAUCAGGGCUACCAAUCCUACCGCAGCCUUCAUUCUUGCAGAAAAUGGGAUUGUCACCAGGAAUGAAGACAUUGAGCUGAUUCUAUCAGAAAACAGUUUUUCAAGUCCUCAGAUGCUACGAUCUCGAUAUUUAAUGUAUCCUGGCUGGUAUGAAGGUAAAUUUGAUGCUGGAUCAGUCUUUCCAUUAAUGGUUCAGAUCUGUGUGUGGUUUGGUCGUCCCCUGGAGAAGACUCGCUUUGUGGCCAAAUGUAAAGCAAUUCACUCUUCCAUCAAGCCGAGUCCUUUCUCUGGAAACAUCUACCACAUCCUGGGCAAAGUGAAGUUUUCAGACUCUGAGAAGACCAUGGAGGUCUGCCACAAUACUCUGGCCAAUUCCUUGAGCAUUGUGCCUGUAUUGGAGGGACCCACGCCACCACCCAACUCCCGAGGCACACCUCAAGACAGCAGCGGGCAACAGGAGUGUUACCUCGUGUUCAUCGGCUGCUCCCUGAAGGAAGAAAGUGUCAAGGACUGGCUACGGCAGUGUGCUAAGCAGAAGCCUCAGAGGAAAGCUCUGAAGACCAGGGGGAUGCUGACCCAGCAGGAGAUCAGGAACAUCCAUGUUAAACGCCACCUGGACCCCCUACCUGCAGGCUACUUUUAUAAUGGCAGCCAGUUUGUCAAUUUCUUUGGUGACAAGACUGAUUUUCACCCACUCAUGGACCAGUUCAUGAAUGACUAUGUGGAAGAAGCCAACCGGGAGAUCGAAAAGUAUAACCGGGAGCUGGAGCAGCAGGAAUAUCACGAUCUCUUCGAGCAGAGGCCUUAG